This is a messenger RNA of Salvia hispanica, 1039 nucleotides long. RefSeq names its product NDR1/HIN1-like 3 (gene NHL3). NCBI's taxonomy places the organism in Eukaryota, Viridiplantae, Streptophyta, Magnoliopsida, Lamiales, Lamiaceae. Gene Ontology annotation, cellular component: plasmodesma; plasma membrane. Gene Ontology annotation, biological process: defense response to other organism. The record is from RefSeq and is a predicted model, not a curated record.
UCCAAUUCGAUACACCUUUUUCCCCUUUUUAUCUCAAAAAUACAUUUGCGCCUCCCAACAACAACAACCCAUGGGGGAAACCAAACAGCCGCACUUAAACGGGGCCUACUACGGCCCCUCCAUUCCGCCGCCGACGAAGAGCUACCACCGCCCCGGCCGCGGCGGAGGCGGAUGCUGCUGUAACCCCUUCACCUGCUGCUGCGGCUGCCUCAUGAACUGCAUCUGCACCUGCAUCUGCCAGAUCGUCUUCACCAUCCUCAUCAUCGUCGGAAUCAUCGCCCUCGUUUUGUGGCUCGUUUUCCGCCCCAACGCCGUCAAAUUCCACGUCACCGACGCCUCGCUUACCGAAUUCAACAUCAACAACAACAACACGCUCCACUACAAUCUCGCGCUGAAUCUCACGAUCCGCAACCCGAACAAGCGCAUCGGCAUCUACUACGACCGGAUCGAGGCCAGGGCUUUCUACCAGGGCCAGCGAUUUCACACCGUCGACCUCCAGAACUUCUAUCAGGGGAAGAAAAACACCACCAAUUUGAGCGCCGAAUUCAAAGGAUCGCAAUUGGUGCUGCUCGGAGCUAACGAGAUGUCGAAAUACAACGAAGAUCGGACUGCCGGCAGGUACGACAUCGACAUCAAGCUGUAUUUGCGCAUCAGAAUGAAGUUUGCAUUUGUGAAAUCCACCAGAGUGAAGCCGAAGAUCGAUUGCGAUCUGAAAAUUCCGUUGAGUUCCAACACCACGGCUUCGGAGGCUUACGAGCCGACGAGGUGCGAUUUCGAUUGGCGUUGAGCUUCUUAUCGCCUCUUCAAUUGAUGAUCGGCGCGUUCAUCGUUUCUGCUGCUUCGGUUCUCUCUCUCUUUUUUUUUUUUUUUUUUUAAUAUUCUAUGAUUACUUUUUCGUAUUGGUGUUUAUUGCUAUCUAGGUGCUAGUAUUAUUCUUUUGUUUUUUUGAUACACAUUAUUCUCAUUUUAAUUUUUAGAUGAAUUCGGUGGUAUCUUCUCUUUGCUGCUAUGUGAAUAAAUAAUGAGUUUAUUAGUAUUA